GGCAUCAUAUGCAGGUCAGAGUCAAACGCAGACUGGCAGAGCAAGGAGAAAGACACUGAUGACAGCUCCUUAGAAAUACGGGAUUGACUACAUAAUUACAACAUCAAAGACAGCCAAUAAAUGCAAGUAGACACAAGCAGAAAGUAAAAUACUUAGCGUUUUUUCAUCAACAAAGGUCUGCGAUGGCGUUUCUGCGGGAGUUUGCACUUAUUCUAGCAUUAGUAGCAGUUUUCAGUACAUCAUGCAAGGCUGCAGCAUUAGAAGUAGAUAGUUUUGAAGUAGACAAUGACUUUUCUUUAAAGUCAUCUGCCGCUGAGGAUACUAGUGCCUCAACCAAUGACUCUGGACAUGGCUCUUCGACAAUCACUACAUUACCUAUUGUCACCUGGAAAUGGCAUCAUGUGGAAACUCCAUACCUGGUGGCGCUCUGGAUAUUGACUUGCUGGCUCUGUAAAUUAGUGGUUGAACUGAACCACAGUGUCACCGCUGUGUUCCCAGAGAGUGGUCUGCUCAUCAUCCUGGGCUUUAUUUUGGGAGGAAUCGUCUGGGGAGCGGACAAGGCGCAGACUUUCAGACUGAUCCCCACCAACUUCUUCUACUACUUGCUUCCCCAGAUCGUCUUGGAUGCAAGUUACUGCAUGCCAAACAAACUAUUCUUCAGCAACCUGGGUGCCAUUCUCGUCCAUGCCGUUAUUGGAACGUGCUGGAAUGCGGGCACAGUGGGCAUUGCGCUAUGGGCCUGCUAUGAAGGGGGUGCAAUGGGGACCUUGAACAUCGGCCCUCUGCAGUUCCUGUUGUUUGGUGCUCUGAUGUCUGCCGUGGACCCUGUGGCAGUGAUUGCCGUGUUUGAGGAAGUGCAUGUGAAUGAAGUGCUUUACAUCCUGGUAUUUGGAGAGUCUCUGCUCAAUGAUGGCGUCACAGUGGUGCUUUAUAAUGUGUUUGAUGCAUUUGUGUCUCUGGGAGGCCCGAAGAUUAACGCAGCAGAGAUUAUCAAAGGAAUAGUUUCAUUCUUUGUUGUGGCAUUUGGAGGCUCGUUUCUUGGUGUUGUGUUUGCCGUUCUGAUAUCCAUGCUGACCAGGAUCACCAAGAACGUCCAGGUCAUCGAAGCCGGCUUUAUCAUUGUGCUUGGCUACUUGUCUUACCUGACGGCUGAGAUGCUCUCACUCUCUGCUAUACUUUCGAUCACGUUCUGCGGUGUCUGCUGUCAGAAGUACAUCAACGCAAACAUGGAUGAAAAAUCUGUUACAACGUUACGUUACACCCUAAAGGUGAUGGCCAACGGCUCGGAGACCAUGAUCUUCGUCUUCCUGGGAGUUUCAGCCAUUGAUAAAAACAUCUGGGUUUGGAACACUGGCUUUAUCCUCCUCACACUUCUCUUUGUUGUUGUAUUCAGGUUCAUAGGUGUUUUUUUCCUCAACUGGGUCUUGAAUCAGUCUCGUCUGAUUCCUAUUGACUAUGUGGACCAGUUUGUAAUGGGCUACGGUGGCCUGCGAGGAGCAGUGGCAUAUGGACUCGCAGCCAUUUUAGAUGAGAAAAAGAUCCCGGAGAAGAAUCUGAUGCUUGGUACCACGCUCAUUGUGGUGUAUUUCACUGUCAUUCUUCAGGGGAUCACCAUGAAACCACUGGUUCAAUGGCUGAAGGUUAAAAAAGCGACUCAGUCGGAUCUGACACUCAAUGGAAAAAUGAACAACAGGGCUUUUGAACACAUACUGACAGCAAUGGAGGACAUCUGUGGCCGAAUGGGAGAUAACUGGUGGACCAGACAUUGGAACUACUUUGAAGACAAGUAUGUGUGCUGGCUAUUAAUGAAGAGCGAUGCCAGAAAGAACAAAGACCCAAUCUUUGGUGCCUUUCACAAACUCAAUCUGGAGGAUGCCAAAACAUAUGUUACUGAGGGCGAACGCAAAGGUUCUCUGGCUUUCAUUCGUAAUUAUGACAAUGCCUCUGUAGACUUCAAGAAGAAGCUUGCUUUAGAGUACGCAGACAUCAUGCCUGAUAUCAUGGCUGACAUGUCAGAAUACGAUUUUGGCAUUGACAAUGUUCCAGUGACCUCUGUCAUGAAGAACCCGAUUCCCUCUGUAUCCCUGGAUAUACAUGAGCAAGACAGGAAGGGCAUGCCUGAUCACCUCACCGCCCAUCAUUUACUAGAUCAGCACCUGUACAAGAGCAGAAGUAAUAACCGUCCCACUUACAGCCGCAGUCACUAUAACACCACAGAGAAUCCAGACGAAAUGCAGGAGAUCUUCCAGAGAACCAUGAGAAACCGCCUUGAGUCCUUUAAAUCGGCUAAGAUGGGUGUCAACCCUGCCAAAAAACUCUCCAAACAUCCCAAGAAGGAUUCACCACAUAAGCCUAAUGGAAAGCCAGGGGACCCACACAGAACCCAUCCAUAUGGAGAUGAAGAUUUUGAGUUUUCUGCAGACAGCGCCUCUAGCAGUGAGAUUGCUGGUCAUUUCCCCAGAAGCACAAACACACCUGGAUCUGGUGUAGAUAACCCAGCAUUCGUACCCGAGAUGGACACCUCUCCACCCAUGCGAAACCCACCCUGGCAAACAGAGACAGGGAACAACACGGCUGUGGCACCUUCUCAGAGAGCUCAGGAUCGACUGCCCUGGACGCCCACCAACCAGAGUCAUCUAGCACCCCUGAGAAUGAGCACCCACUCCACAGACACUGUCGUGAUGGCUGAUGAGGAGGCGCCUGAGGAAAAGCCCGGAACACGUCAUACGAGAUUGUAAUCUGAUGUAUUUCCAUCCGCCGACAUUAACCUGCCAAACUUGCGAUUAGGUUAAUCCUUUAAAACUGAGACUGUGUUUCAUCUUAGGCAGUUAUUAUGUCAUGAGCCCAGAGAUUAAAGAACCAUAGUGUUGAAUUGUAGAAUUCAUCACGUCUUUAAAAACUAAUAUGCACACGCAGAAGUAACUUGAAGUCAUUUUCUUCUCUGAAAUGUUUUACCUACUUAUGUCUAAAAAAAACAAAGGGAAUAGAAAAAAAUACAGAUUUAGAAGAGACAUUUUCAUUGAAGUACUUACGUUUGUGGUUAUAGCGUGCUCUUGAGGGUUUCUUUAUACAAAUCCACAUUGUUGUGGAAGCUGUUAUGGCACUUUAUCAUGUUGACAGCAUGCUAGAAAAUAGAACAUGUGGAGCUCAAAAGACAAAAUCAGUCUUUACAAACUGAGUGCCAGAUCAGAACUAAGCAUUGUCUAUUGGUUCUAUAUUCAGUUACAUCGUCAUAUUUUUCGACAUUGGGCAAGAUGUCUAUGUGUAUUUUUAAACUCAGCAUGUUGUAUAUGAUUAUUUAUUAUUGUAUGGUCAUUCUGUGGGUGCUUCUUUGUAUUAUCACAAUAUCUGUAUCUGCAUUUCUGUAAUCUUUCAAUGAUUUAUUUUUGAGUUUUACUCAAAGCUAUUAAUGUUUUAUUAGUUGAAUGAAAACCAUUAAAAUGUAAGUCUUUAAAAAUAA
Molecule: messenger RNA, 3460 nt
Organism: Labeo rohita (rohu)
Lineage: Eukaryota; Metazoa; Chordata; Actinopteri; Cypriniformes; Cyprinidae
Gene: slc9a3.2
Product: solute carrier family 9 member A3, tandem duplicate 2
Exons: 17
Coding region: 183-2738 (851 amino acids)
Biological process (GO): sodium ion transport; regulation of pH; proton transmembrane transport
Cellular component (GO): brush border membrane; apical plasma membrane
Molecular function (GO): sodium:proton antiporter activity
Source: RefSeq, a predicted model, not a curated record